Babesia sp. Xinjiang is the source of this 4047-nucleotide messenger RNA. RefSeq lists its product as uncharacterized. Lineage: Eukaryota; Apicomplexa; Aconoidasida; Piroplasmida; Babesiidae. The transcript has a single exon. The coding region runs from base 1 to 4047 and encodes 1348 amino acids. The record is from RefSeq and is a predicted model, not a curated record.
AUGGCUACCGUAUUUUCACAAGUCCAGCUGCUGCUGCAUCUUCUGGGAUUGCAUGAUAGACUUGAGGCUCUCUUUGAAGGGGUGCUUAUACCACCUAACCAAGUUUCUCAAUCUCUCGAUACAAUAGACUCUAAGAGCUGUAAUAAACUCUUGCUCAAGAUGUUACCUAUGCUGAGGCAUGGUCGACUUGAGGCUAGCCUGGAACCUAUCUGCAGCAAGUUUACCAAGUUCGUCGCCGAGUCCAUUGCAACAUCUCUGACGUUGACUAUCGACCGUGGUUUUGACGGCGCAUUCAUGGCUGUUGAAAAAGAGUAUAUUGGAUAUGAUCCCGAGAGAGUUAUAAAUCAGUUAUGGGAUGCUAUACUUGUCUGUCACUCCUCAUCGUUGAGCUGUGAAAUGGGUGAGGAUAGCAGACCGUCGUGUUAUUGUAAGAGCAUAAUUUCGGGGCUGUUGGUCAACCAAUUAUCACGCAUGAUAACUUUGGGUGCCUGGACCAAGGUUUGGCACUGUGACACUGCUUACUCUGUUAUGACCAAGAGGUUGAUAGGUUUGUAUGGUAGAUGGGCCUUUGGAAGGACAACUGCAAGUGGUAUCGCCAAUGUUACUGAGGGUCGUAUCAUAGACCCCCUGUUGGCACGGUCUAUUAUAGAUGGGCGUGAGCCAGAUACUGCCAUCGGUCGUAUUAACGAAUGUAUCGCUUUGUCUGACCGUGUCUCAUUUGUUUCUCCAAUUCCUAUAAAAAAAGAGGAUUCAAGUGGAUACUGUUUGCAUGGUCUGUCUACAAGUGAUAGUUAUUUAAUGUCAUCAUUUGUUCGUUUUUAUACGGAGGUUCAUGACAUUACCAAUUUGGAGCUUAGGGAUUGUAUUGAUGUACUUGCAGGGGCAAUAUUGCUUAUUGAGGACUCUCACUUGCAUGGUGAUGUCAUAAUUGAUGAGGGUUACAGUCGUCCACUUGUCGCUACUGAGCUGUCUAUGACCUUCCGGGGUCGUGCUAUUGUCAAUCGUGUUUUGCGAAAACAUCACGGUUACAUAUGGGUUCCUGAGUCACUGCCUUGUGAAGAUCCAUCAUGUGAUCCCUAUCUUGGUCCUAACGCUUCAAGCAACGCUCACAUGUGUUCAUAUAUCAUUAGGUUGCAUGACGCUCUUUGUGAUGCUGUAGCUACGGGGUCCACCAAUAUAACCUUUUUUGCUGAUAUUUUAAUGAGUGACCGAUCAUUCACCUUGGACGAUCACCGUGUGGAGUUUCUGAUUGGCAAAAGAUUUGCCUUUUCCAUUUUGAAUCAUCUAUGUGAUGUUUUGCAGCGAGCCGAGACGUGCAUUGGAAACCUACCGAUCCAGGUUAGCAGCGACCUGCCGAAAGUCUCCGCGAUACCUUACGCAAUGGUCGCUGUGGCUUCGCUAAUGGGUGCCAGGAUAAUGCUUCACUCUGCGGAUGUUCACCUGGGUCUCGUAACUGUUAAGGUGUUAUUGACAUCCCGACCUGUAAUUGGCCCUAAUGAAGGAUCUUUGUUUGUAACACACGAUGAGCUGUUGAACCUGUUUCUAAGGCUCUUCUAUGCAGAGAUAUCAAUGGAUGUCUGUAUGGCCCUGGAGUACCAUAGUGUCCAUCUUGGACGAUAUCGCAUGUUGCUGGUGCAUUACCUUCGCCGAGUGUUGGUUCUCCCAACUAGGCAACCAAACACUAUCGAUUUUGUAUGUUCAGGUCCCGUGGGUUUUGACAAUUUCACAGUACGUCUCAUGAGAUUGAUAUUCUUCCGUGUCCAUUGUGUGUUAUUGGACUUUCCAAAGCUUGAAAGUUUUUUGAGGACUCGGGUGGAAUACUACCAGCGGCAUGACCCUGGCGAGGAUGACCUGUUUACAGAGAUGAGCCACGGUUACAUCGAUUUAACUGUAGAUGACGACGAUAAUGCCAAGUCUGUUAACCGGGAUGUUCAUGGUGUAUCUAGUAUCGACCAUCGUAUAUUCGGGUUCUUGGAAUAUUCUGCCAGGCAUAGGAUCCACCGUGACAUGUUUGUUGAAGUGAAACGUGAGUACUGUGAGAGUUCGGCUGUAUCACAUUAUCCCGGUUAUAAUAAUAAUGCGGAGUGUGGUGAGCGUCCUUUGACUAGCUCUUUGGUGCACUGUGACCGUAUUCCUACAUAUGGUGGUGCCGUGUCACUGAACGGUUCCAUCCAGCAUAUUAGGGGUUUGAGUGACUAUGAUGUAUUAUUUUUUGAAUCUGCAUUUGAACUUUGCGGCCAUUUAAGGUUCUCCAUUGACCGGCAUCAACUUUUCCAGCAUAACAAGGUUGACCGUAUGCUAUAUCAGUUGCUGAUGCACAUAUGUCACGUAGAUAAGAGUGUCAGUACCCAGCGUAACUAUGAGGUUAACGUCGUCUGUAACAUCAGGUGUGCCUAUGAUACUGACGAAUAUGGUGAAUUAUCGGAUCAAUCUUCUGCAUCUCUAGGGAUGGAUACUGUAGAUGGGCCUUGUUUGUAUGCUUCAGAUGAUAACUGUGAUAUUGCAAAUCAGAGCAGUCAUGUUAAUUUGGAUCUGUUAUUCGUUGGUCGGUCCAAAUUCACUAAACGGAGCUAUUACAUUAUCAGUCGUCUUGCCAUAGAAUCACUUGUCCGUUGGCUUUCCCCCAAAUCUGCAUCAUCUGCGGUAUGUCGUUGGGCCGCGAGUGUCCCAAUUGAUACUACUAGUCGUGUAAAAUCGCAUAAACCGGAGACCGCCAGGUCUAUUGUGGCUAUGCUUACUAUAGGUCUGUUAUGCCACGCAUCAAUACCACUUGGUGCUGAGUUCUUGUUAUCUGAUGUUGACUCUCUUGUCUCCGCUGCUAAUGUCUGUUUUGUUAACCUCAAGGUAUCUUUUGACACGGUAUCGUUAGUUGAAGAGGCUAUUGAUGUGGAUGCUUCACCUUGCGAGACCUCUGGUGACCCCGAUUACACCGCAGUGAGGGUGAAGGCCGAACCGUCUGACGAUAGAUCAUCUGUUCCUUUAUCUUCAGAUCGAAAGACAAAUUGUGACCGUUUAUCUAUAACAGAUAGCUUGCAUGGUAUGAAUUCUGGCACAGAUUUGCUUCGUGAUUCACGUUCCGUAUCCGUUAUAAAAUCGGAACAUCUAGAGUCGUCAUUCGUGAGGCCACGUUCAUACGUCCCGGGUGAACUUCAGCUCUGGAAGGAUCAGCGAUUACGUGAAUAUCGUAUACGUCGUCACCGUCUUGCGAGGUUACGUAACGAUUUGCGUAAGAAUUUGCUUAAAGAAGGGGUACACCUGUUACAGACAUGUGCCCUUUUUGUACAUAUCCUGGGCCACCUUGUCUUGCAGCAUAUGGCAUCUUUCCGGGACAAUUUCACGGAGUUGCCUAUGGAUAAGAGUAGCCCUGAUUCGGCUGUAGGUAAUGAUUCGUCACCUGCCCAGUGUGCUUUGGAUGUCCCAGUCACAUCAGUAACUAGCGCUGUAGUUUCGGAGGAGGGUUUUGUUACACCCGAUGAGGGCAUAGAUGCUGACCCUAUUGAGGAUGUUGAUAACAAAGCCGUUGUUUGUGGUAAAUUGUCUAUACCACCUGACCCUAAGGUCCGGUCCCGUUUAUAUCGUCUUAUGCAGUUUGUCGUGUUAUCGUGUAAUACUUUAGACUCUCUUUUCAGUGCUUGUAGCGCUGUGAGUCGUUGUUGUGUAGCUGGUGACUUUGAUGUUUCCGUAUGGGACAAUGACCAUUUUUUUUCGGAAUCUGAGGAUGAGCUUGAGCUGCUGUUACACGAGAUUAGUUUCCUCAGGGACAAGGUGGUUUCACACGUAGCUCCUUUGCAACUGCUAUAUCGUGGCGCUGGUGAUAGUUUGUUUGACGACGAGUACACUUCUGUUAGUGGUUCUUCAUCUGGGUCUGACGCUAGCGGUGACGAUGCAGAUGACGACCUGGCAGGUUUCAUUGAUUUCGAUACUGACCGUCAUUUGGGCAUGGUGAUGUCUAGGCACGUUUCGAAGCGUAAUCGUACGUCCUCACGUUUAAGAGGUGUGGUGUUACGUUCUGAAUGGAACUGCCUUAUAAAGAGUUAUUUGUCUUAA